Messenger RNA from Setaria italica (foxtail millet), 741 nucleotides. Its product is annotated as agamous-like MADS-box protein AGL29. NCBI's taxonomy places the organism in Eukaryota, Viridiplantae, Streptophyta, Magnoliopsida, Poales, Poaceae. Gene Ontology annotation, molecular function: RNA polymerase II cis-regulatory region sequence-specific DNA binding; DNA-binding transcription factor activity, RNA polymerase II-specific; protein dimerization activity. Bases 1 to 741 code for a protein of 246 amino acids. The transcript has a single exon. Gene Ontology annotation, biological process: positive regulation of transcription by RNA polymerase II. The record is from RefSeq and is a predicted model, not a curated record.
AUGGUGAAGGGUCAGAAAUCUAAGGGAAGGCAGAAGAUUGAGAUCAAGCCCAUCGAGAAUGAUCAAGCACGUCAGGUAUGCUUCUCUAAGCGCCGCCAAGGCCUGUUCAAGAAGGCUAGUGAGCUAUCUAUUCUUUGUGGUGCAAUGGUCGGCACUGUUGUGUUUUCAGCCAUUGGUAGGGCUUUCUCUUUUGGCCAUCCCUCCUUUGAUGAAGUUGUAAACCGCUUCCUCAAUCCGGUCGCUCCCGAUGUCCCUGCUGCGGGUGAUGCAAGCAAUGAUAAUGUGGGGCCACCAGUGACAGAUACAGUCCAUAAGCUGAAUAUGGAGUACUUAGAGUUGGAGCAGUCACUGGAGUCUGAAAAGAAGAGAAAGGAGAGGUUGCAAGAGGCAACUGAGAAGGAAAUGGGUGAACCCAUGAUGCAGUGGUUGAAUGCUAAUAUCAUGGAAUUGGGUCUAGAUGAGCUCCAAGCGUUUCAAAAGAAGCUGGAAGAAAUACAUGAUAUUGUCAAAGAGAAGGUCAAUAAGGUAAUGGUGGAAGGAAGGCAAACUCCUGGGUCACUGCCACAACCACCUAUGGAGAUGGGUUCAACCUCGCAGAGUGCCAAUCCUAUGGCUUCCACAGCUCCUAGUUCGAGCAUUGCUCUGAUUGAUGGAUUUGAAGCUGUCAACGAUCCCUUGCUUAGUGGUGUCCAUGGGGUUGGUGGCCUGGGGAAUGUCCCCAACAACCAAACCCAUGGUUGA